This is a messenger RNA of Symbiodinium pilosum, 1365 nucleotides long. The record is from the annotation of a GenBank genome assembly. NCBI's taxonomy places the organism in Eukaryota, Dinophyceae, Suessiales, Symbiodiniaceae.
AUGAGCCCGGAGCUUGCUGCAUCCCGUAGGCUACGUGAACCUGGUGGUUUCCGGCGAGGCUUCCUUCAAACCCAGGCAAUGAACCAAGGGACACCUGCAGAGGAUAUGCCCCAAAGAUGGAGCAUUCGCCUUGUUGACUCGAUAGUUUCCACUAGCUUCGCGGUUGAAAGCCACGUUUACGGGCUAAACCUCAGUGAUGAUGAAGAUGCAUCGCCUGUGGUGUCGCAGGGGGCAGGCAAUCUAAACAUCGCUUUCUUGAUCUUUAAGGGCAAUUGCGGCUGUGCCAUCCUGUACAUGCCGCGCGGCUGGAUGCAUGGAGGUUUGGUGCUUGCCUCCAUUUUGGUGCCGCUCAUUGGCUUUGCAUCUAUCUGGUGCGCGCACUUGCUUCUGAAAGUCCGCCUGACCAUGGAUCGUAGCGCAGGCUACGGAGAUUUGAUGAACAGUGCACUUGGGCCCAAGGGUCAGGCCGCCGCCAACCUCUUCAUUGUUCUCUUGCAGCUGGGAAUUUGCUGUACUUAUUUCAUCGUUGCCUCCAAACUGCUCCAGACAACGAUCUGCCCUAAUGUCGCUCUGGAUGUCUUGAUUGCUGUGAUGGCAGUAGUGAUGGUGCCCCUAGUGGCUCUUCGCAAAGUGGCUUCGUUAUGGCCGCUGAGCCUGCUUGGGACGGUGUUAGUUAUCGUUGGGCUUUUGAUUGUUGGAAGUCUCGAGGUGCAGGCGGUCGUGGAAGAAUCCCCAGAGCUCACCAUGCUCAACUGGAGCGGGGUUCUGGUUUGCAUUGGCCAGGCAUGCUUCAUGUUCGAGGGCAUUGGCCUCAUCCUGCCAACAUACGAUGCCAGCAGAAACCCGCAGGAUUUCACCUGGAUCUAUGUUCUGGUACAGAUUCUCACGCUCGCCAUCGUUUGCGCCAUUGGCCUGUUGGGCUACACGGCUUUCGGCAAUGAGGUUUCAAAUCUUAUCUUGCUCAACUUCCCCCAAUCUGCUGCAGUCUUCACUGUCCGCUUUGCGUUUAUGCUCCAAGUUUGGUGCUCCUUCCCAUUACAGUUUCUACCGGCAACACGGCUCCUGGAAUCAUUCAUGUUCACGCCGAUCUCUGACCCUCCACUAGCGCGGAAAGCAGCGAAGACGGCAUUCCGAGCAGUCGUUGUGGCGCUUCUCGCGGGGCUUGCAGUUUUAGGGGCGAGCAAGCUUGACAAUUUUGUGAGCCUGAUAGGUGCCCUUUGUGGCGUGCCACUGGCUUUCAUCUUCCCAGCGAUUGCACACUAUGUUCUUGUGAAGGAGUGCGUUUGGUCAGACAUUCUACUAGCAGCUUUCGGAGUAGUUCUGACCAUUUUGGUGACUGCGGUUAACGUAGCUGCCUUUGGCUAG